Molecule: messenger RNA, 2569 nt
Organism: Frieseomelitta varia
Lineage: Eukaryota; Metazoa; Arthropoda; Insecta; Hymenoptera; Apidae
Product: pre-piRNA 3'-exonuclease trimmer-like
Exons: 12
Coding region: 291-1850 (519 amino acids)
Biological process (GO): nuclear-transcribed mRNA poly(A) tail shortening
Cellular component (GO): cytoplasm; endoplasmic reticulum
Molecular function (GO): poly(A)-specific ribonuclease activity; RNA binding
Source: RefSeq, a predicted model, not a curated record
AAUGUAAUAAAAAGAAAGUCAUACAUUUCGAUGUUUACUAAUUCAUAAUUGUAUCUCUAAACGAGAACACGUGCGAUUUUGUGCUUUAGUUACUUUCUUCAGUGAUGUUGAUAAGUUCGAAUCUAUAAAAAUCAUAUUUUCAUAAAUAAAAUUUGAAUUAAAUAAAACUGUUUGAUUUCAUUUCGUUCAAAGAUUUUUGUAAUAAAAUAGUGCUAUAGGUUAGUUAGGUUAUAUUUAACAGAUUGUUCGUUUAAAAGUAGUUAGCUAUAUAUAAACAAAUAAAAUUUAAUAUGCAAGAAGUUGUGGACAGUAAUUUUGACGCUUUAUAUCCACAAAUAGAGAAUGCUGUGAACAAUGCAAAUUUCAUUACUAUAGAUGCUGAAUUUUCGGGCAUAUAUUCAGAAGAACAUUUGAAACAUAGUUUGUUUGAUAGUCUUAAUGAUCGUUACAAGACACUGAAGAAAAAUAUUCAACAAUUUACGAUAGUGCAAUUUGGCAUUGCAACUUUUCACCAUGUGCCUUCUGAAAAUGUCUAUAAAACAGAAUGCUUUAAUUUUUACUUGUUUCCUAAAUCUAUACCAUUAAAAAAUAGAAAAAUAUCAUGGCAAGUGACAUCGUUAAAUUUUCUUUGUAAACAUAAUUUUGAUUUUAAUAAAUUUCUAAACGAUGGUAUCUGUUAUCUGAACGAGCCAGAUGAAAAGUUAUUAAAGGAUUAUUUAACACAAGGCGAUUUAGCAAAUAUUUUAGAACAUUUGUCGUUUGAAGAAGAAGUUGAGCUCAAUGAAUAUAAGAACCAACUUUCUGAAUGGAUGGCCAGGUCAGAACAGACAACAUUAAAAUUGCCAGUUAUUAAUCCUGUUUUGCAAUAUAUAUUACAUAAAGACUUAAGAAAUAAUUAUAAUAUUUGGACUAUAUCAGACACUAAAUCUAUGAGUUUUCUGAAAACAAUACCUGAUACACAGGAGUAUGUGUCGAAGCAGGAAAAUAAUUUGGAAGAAAUACUGCUAAAUUCUUUUAUGAGAUUUUCCAAAAUAUUUAAACUUUUAUCUUCUUCUAAGAAAUUCAUAGUAGGGCAUAAUGUACUUUUGGACUUAAUGUUCAUACAUCAACAAUUCUAUAAACCAUUACCAGAUUCAUACACAGAAUUCAAAAAUAAUAUACAUACAUUGUUUCCUAAGAUAUAUGACACAAAAUUUUUAAGUUUCAAAUUGCGGAAUUUAUAUAAAACUGAAGUGAACUGGAAGCAAAAUUCACUGAAUAUUCUGUACGAAUAUUUUACGACCACAGGAAGAGUUUUAAGUUUCAAUUCACCAAACAUUGUCCUUAAUGAAGAAUGUUCAAAUCAGAAAAGUUAUCACAGUGCUGGCUGGGAUGCUUAUUUUGCGGGGUGUAUAUUUGUGAAAAUGGCACAUUUAUUUUGUGUAAAAAAAUUUGGAACAGGUUUAGAAGAAAGAAUAGUAACACAUUCUGAAUUAAUGAGCUCUGUAAAAAAAUUUGUAAAUUCUAUAAAUAUAGCAAGAAGCAAUGAAAUGUAUAUGCAAUUUGAUGGGGAGGAUCCAAUAUUUUCAAGACCAGAAUGGCUUCACGUCAAAUUAAACUCACCAUCUAUAGAUAUUAAGGAGUUAAUAAACAAAUUCUCAUCUUUUGGUACAGUAGAUGUAAUGCCUUUUGCUCAUAGGUGUUUUUUAGUAGCUGUCACAAAUCAUAAUAGCGCGAUAAACAUAUUGCAGUUUUUCAAGAACAACUCGGAGAUUCAGGUGACACCGUACAGCCGUUUAAGACACGCGAAACACAUCACCAUUGGUUUGUGCUCGAACGAGACAGAGCCCGCGUUACGUCAAACAAAUUAAUGACUCUUCCACACAGAUCUGUGUGUGACUGCAGAAUCUCUAAUUAGCACCAAGAUUACCGUAGAUGCAUAAGUGAAGAUAAUUGUCGCGGUGCCAAUAAUUGUUGCGAAGCUUUCGUGUCCAUCGCAUCAUUACCUAAUGCUGAAAUUAUAAAAUUGUCGAAUUCGAUUCGUCUCUCAAUGUCUGUCGAAAUUAUUUCGAAAUGAACAUCAUAUAACGGUUUUUCCUUGAUAUUAAUUGCAUUAAUAUACAUUAAUUAUAUGUAUUCUACACGCAGUUAAAAAUUAAUCAGAUUGAUCGAACUUUGAUCGAAAAUAGGAUUAUCAAUACACUAUUGAUUGCUUAAAGAUAGACACAAUUAUUACAUUUUCCUCCAAAAAUUCAUUUUUAGAUUUUUUUACAUUUUCUAAGCCUUCAAGCUUUUAAUUUCUUGUUAAAACGAUAUUGAAUCAUGCUCAUAGUACGUUGUUCUGAUUUUUUCUAGUCUUAUCGAAUUUGAAAUUUUAAUUCUCUAAAUUAAAGAUUAAUAAAUUAUACAGACGUAAUGUCAAUAUGAUGUAAUAAAUUAUAAUAAUCAAUGAUUAUCUAAGAAGAUUGAAAAGAUAAUCGUAAGGCAGUGGAUUAAAGAUUUCACAUUUUUCAAAGAUUUUUACAUUGCUUUCUAUAAGAAAUCAAACGGGACAAAGAACUGUGUCAGGAACUAUUUUUAAUUAGGAAUC